Molecule: messenger RNA, 2430 nt
Organism: Oncorhynchus gorbuscha (pink salmon)
Lineage: Eukaryota; Metazoa; Chordata; Actinopteri; Salmoniformes; Salmonidae
Product: folliculin-like
Exons: 12
Coding region: 373-2046 (557 amino acids)
Biological process (GO): negative regulation of transcription by RNA polymerase II; positive regulation of transforming growth factor beta receptor signaling pathway; positive regulation of GTPase activity
Cellular component (GO): cytosol
Molecular function (GO): GTPase activator activity
Source: RefSeq, a predicted model, not a curated record
CCAAAGCGCGUGACUCUCCUCGUCACAUGACGACUACCACGAACCUAGAGAGGGAGCGUAUCAGAGCAGUGAAAAAGUAUAAACAAAAGCUAAUACAGCAACAAGACUACUUUGGGAAUGAACUAGAAAUUAGAACUUGCGUGUGCAUUGGCGAUUUAUUUCCCAUGCUUUUAAGAAAAAUGAUCAUGAUCUAUUUUCGAGACAUUGGUUCGUGCUGUGCUAGGGGUUAGCUUGUCAGUAAUGUCAUUUUGUGAUGUUUUGAUGCAAAUGAUCGCCUGUAAUUUGUUGCAGUGAUUGUUCAUGCUGCUUUAAUCAAGGUGACCGCCUGAUCCUGCCUAACGGGUGGGCCGGCCCUGUUCUCUCCCCCUUCAGAUGAAUGCUCUGGUAGCUCUCUGUCAUUUCUGUGAGCUCCAUGGCCCCCGGACCCUGUUCUGCACCGAGGCUCUGCACCCCCCGUCCCCCACACCCCCCCAGGCUGGCGCCCCCAUACCCGGGGACAGAGAGUCGGACAGAGAGGGCGAGGGACUCACCAUGAGGGCAAACAGCUCAGCUACACAGAGAGGAGACAUGUGUGAGGGCUGCCGGUCUCUUCCAGCAUCUCACCCUGGCUUCGUCAGCGUGGACAGUGAGACAGGCAUCCGGUUCCUCAGCCACCAACAACCCAGACAACCCCAGCUCUUCAGUGUGGUCCGCCAGGCCUGCGUACGCAGCCUCAGCUGUGAGGUGUGUCCAGGUCGUGAGGGUCCUAUCUUCUUUGGGGAUGAGCAGCAUGGUUUUGUGUUCUCUCACACGUUCUUCAUCAAGGACAGCCUGGCCCGGGGCUUUCAGCGGUGGUACAGUAUCGUCAUGGUAGCCAUGGACAGGAUCUACCUCAUCAACUCCUGGCCCUUCCUGCUGCGCCACCUCAGACUCACUAUACAGAGUCUACAGAGCACAGCACUGAAGGUGUUUGACAGUGAGCAGUGUGUGUGUCCUCAGAGGGCGGUGAGGAUGAACAGCGUGUUCUCUCCUGCUGUCUUCCCUCACCAGAUGAGUGGUAACGCAGCCCGCUCCCUGCCCUCCCUCACCCAGCACACCAACCUCUGGGCCAGCCUACACUCCUCCUUCAGCUGGUUACUGAAGGCCUGUGGUAGUCGUCUGACAGAGAAGCUGCUGGAGGGAGCUCCCACAGAGGACACACUGCUUCUUAUAGAGAGACAGACCGAGCAAGAGGAGGAAAUGAGUUGCUGGGAAGGAGCAGAAGGGGGCGGGUCUAGACCCCAGUGCCACCAAUCGGAGAGCGAGCUGUACAGAGACUUCUUGUUUGACGAGGGGAAAGCAGAGGGGUAUCCUGGUCCAAAGUUCAGGUCCUUGAGACAUUUAAGACAGGUGCUCGGGACCACUGAUUUCCGCCAGCUAGCAUGGCACGUGCUCAUGGGAAAUCAGGUCAUAUUGAGAGGGGCUGACCCAGGGCUCAUCCAUUCAGCAUUCACCAUGCUGAAGGCCUUGCUACCGGUGGGCUGUGUCCGCUCUGUGACGUACAGCGCCCAGUAUGAGGAAGCAUACCGAUGUAACUUCCUGGGCCUCAGCCCUGACGUGCCCAUCCCCACACACGUCAGCUCCUCAGAGUUCUCAGUGUUGGUGGAUGUGGUCAGUCUGGAGAGGGGUUCUCUGUACUCUGCUGCUUGUGGUGAAGACAUCCUCUCACUCUAUCAGUUCAACAUCAGCAGUACCAACUCACAGCCUACAGAUAAAGGUCCCACGUUGUUGAAUAAGAUCGAGGUGGCGUUGUCCAAUGAGAACCUGUCAGUGGACGUGGUCUCUCACUGUCUGCUGUGUCUGAAGGAGGAGUGGAUGAAUAAAGUGAAGGUGCUGUUUAAGUUCUCCAAGGUAGAUGGGCGUGGGAGGGAGGACACCCAGAAGGUGUUGGCCCUGCUGGGUGCCACAGGGCCUGGGGAGGAGGACAACGUCAGGCUGCUCAAGUUCUGGAUGACAGGACUCAGCAAGACUUACAAGAGCCAUCUGAUGACCGCUGUCAGAGGAGGGCAGAGGCCCCUUAGCCAGUGAGAGAGCAGUGGAGGAGAAUAUGAGCGGUAGCGGGUGAGACCAUACAGCUGGAGUGAAAUAUACUGUAUCUCAGUAUAGGAGGCUGGUGGGAGGAGGUAAUGGCUGGAAUGGAUUAAAUGGAACGGAGUCAAAUGUGAUUUCCAUAUGUUUGAUGUGUUUGACACUGUCCCAUUUAUACCUUUCCAGCCAUGACAAUGAGCCCGUCCUAUAGCUCCUCCCAGCACCCUCUGCGUGUAUCUACUACUGUAUUUGGACAGACAGACAGACAGACAGAGAAAGGGAAAGAAAACAAGUGUGAAUGAGUGAGUAAUGACAGAUAGACUGACUGAAGGACAUGUUUGUGUCCAGGUGCUGACUUGAUUAAAACCCAUCCUUCACCAUAAA